CAACUCUUUCUUUCUAUGCCUAUAUCUGCAACACGUUACGCAUAUGAACAAAAUAUUUAUAAUAAGCAAUCCCGACCACAAAUCGUAGACUCAAUUAAUAAAAAAAUAAUAAUAAUUCAGCGACACUAAAUUCACGUGGCCAAGAUCCUCCGUUAUGGUGGCAUCCACGAUGCCUGCCAGGGUAUGUGGUUUUACGAUCACCCGUUCUGUUCAAGCCAACGCAGAGCAGAGGUUUAGUGUUCUUCUACUUCUUCGUAGCCAUGAAAAAAAAAAAAGGAAGCAAAAGCAUCAUUAUAUGUCGAUUGAUUUGGUGACUCUCGUCUUUUUCGUAAUCACGAUGAAGCACCGGAUAUCCUCGAUCAUUAUCCUUCUCUUCCAAGCGAUUACUCUCCAUCAUCAUUCACCGCCAUUGAUUCAUCCACCGAUCGCACUCCCCAUUACCUCUUUAAAUUUCUUAGCUUUUCAGUGUUUCCGUCGGAUCCCACGAUUUACGUUUGAUUUCGUAAAGUUUGAAGCUUUGAGCUCAAAUCCAGAUCUUCAAUGGUCGAACUGGUUGUAUUCCGCCCGUAGAACCCGUGAACCCGGAGCUGGGUAUUCAGCCCUAAGCAAUGUCAGCUCCCGUCUCCGUCAGAACCCGACCGGGUCGACCCGUCUCGGUGCCCGAAGACGCAAACAAGCAGAUUAACAUCAGAACCCAUCUCGCCGGCGUCGAAUCAUCACCGUCUGUCCGACAAUCGGAGCUGGGCCCGUUUCUCCUCAAUAUGGCGCGGGAGACCAUUUUCUCCGGCGGUGACCCGAAGAAGGCCCUGGACUACGCCGUCAGGGCAACCGAAUACUUCAAAUCGUGUCCGGAUACGGGUCUGGAGCUCGCCAUGAGCCUACAAGCCCUCGCGACGAUUUACUCUCAUAUGGGUCAGCUCGAGGAGGCGGUUCUGGCGCUUGAACGCUCAAUCAGGGUCACGGAUCCUGAAAACGGGUCGGAUCAUGCCCUCGCCAAUUUCUCCGGCUGUAUGCAGCUCGGUGAUACUUACACUAUGCUGGGUCAGCUUGACUGUUCCAUUUCUUGCUACGAAUCUGGAUUGAGGAUCCAGACGCAGACAUUGGGAGAGUUUCAUCCCAAAGUUGCCGAAACAUGCAGGUACAUCGCUGAGACUUAUAUUCAAGCAAUGCAAUUCGAUGAAGCCGAGAGACUCUGCAAGAAGAUCCUAGAAAUCCACCAUAGACAUAGCUCGCCAGCUUCCAUGGAAGAAGCAGCUGAUCGACGGCUACUUGCCCUUGCCUACGAAGCCAAAGGAAACUAUGACUCUGCCCUUGAUCAGCUCGUGUUGGCCAGCAUCUCCAUGGUCGCCAAUGGCAGGGAAGAUGAGGUUGCUUCUAUAGAUGUCAGCAUCGGUAACAUCUUCUUGUCCCUUUGUCGCUUCCAAGAAGCCGUCUUCUCUUACCAGAAGGCGCUCACUGCCUUCAAAUCCAAGAAAGACGAGAACAAUCCCUGCGUUGCCUCCGUGUACAUCCACCUCGCGAAUCUCUAUUACAAGACAGGCAAGACGAGAGAAUCGAAAUCAUGUUGUGAAAAUGCUCUGAGGAUAUACGCAAAACCUGCCAACGGAACAUUGCCAGAGGAGAUAGCAAAGGGACUAACCGAAGUGUCGUCAAUCUAUGAAUCUUUAAACGAGCAUGAACGAGCCUUAGAGCUUCUUAGCCAAGCGAUCAACUUGUUGCAUGACAAACCUGCAAACAGUACAACAGUGGCAGGAAUAGAAGCUCAGAUGGGUGUGAUAUUUUACAUAAUGGGAAGGUACAGAGAGUCUCGAAGCUCGCUCAAAAGCGCAGUGGAGAAGCUGAGCUCAAACGGAGAGAGCAGAACCGCUUUCUUCGGGAUAGUGGUGAACCAGAUGGGACUGGCCUGCUUGCAGAUGUACAGAAUAGGCGAGGCAGCCGAGUUGUUCGAACUGGCAAGAACCAUACUGGAAGAAGAAUGCGGGCCGAUUCAUUCAGACACUCUUGGUGUAUACAGCAAUCUCGCUGCAACAUACGACGCCAUGGGAAGGAUUGAAGACGCAAUAGAGAUACUGGAGCAUAUUCUGAAGGCGAGAGAAGAGAAGGCAGGGAUACCAGAUUUCAAUGAAGAGAAGAAGAGGCUGAUCGAGCUUCUUAAGGAAUCGGGGAAGCCUCGGAUUAAGAAAAAAAGGCCGCUCAAGAAGCUUAUCGGCUCAUCAUUCAGAUUUUGAUGCAAUGAGUUUCUUGAGGGCAAAGGUUAAGGAUAUAGACUUUGACCGUUAUACACGGCACACUCGUGUUCUUUCCAUGAGACAUGUUUCUCAUAUGUUCCAUCAUUUUUUAAUAAAUUCCAAUGAAUACUAUUUGAUUA
Tarenaya hassleriana is the source of this 2368-nucleotide messenger RNA. RefSeq names its product nephrocystin-3-like. Gene Ontology annotation, molecular function: protein binding. The transcript has 4 exons. The record is from RefSeq and is a predicted model, not a curated record. Bases 609 to 2228 code for a protein of 539 amino acids. Lineage: Eukaryota; Viridiplantae; Streptophyta; Magnoliopsida; Brassicales; Cleomaceae.